Messenger RNA from Penicillium cinerascens, 3009 nucleotides. RefSeq lists its product as uncharacterized. Gene Ontology annotation, biological process: glutathione metabolic process. Gene Ontology annotation, cellular component: cytosol. Gene Ontology annotation, molecular function: 5-oxoprolinase (ATP-hydrolyzing) activity. The record is from RefSeq and is a predicted model, not a curated record. Bases 1 to 3009 code for a protein of 1002 amino acids. NCBI's taxonomy places the organism in Eukaryota, Fungi, Ascomycota, Eurotiomycetes, Eurotiales, Aspergillaceae. The transcript is spliced from 2 exons.
AUGGGUAGCCACGCCGAGCAAAAGUACCGCAUUGGGGUUGAUGUCGGAGGUACAAACACCGAUGCGGUUCUCAUAUCCCUUGAUCCUGUCUCCAUCAUCGCCUCUCACAAAGCGCCGACCACCUCGGACGUCACCACGGGGAUCACCGCUGCCGUUCGGAAAGUAAUCGACUCUUCAAAUGUAUCCCUCUCGUCAAUUGGCUGCGUGAUCAUCGGCACAACUCAUUUCGUCAACGCAGUCGUUCAGCGCUCACCGGCGCUACGACGCGUGGCCGUCAUCAGACUAUGCGGUGGUUCCGAAGAGGGCUUCGGCCGCGGAAUCCCGCCAUUUAUUGACUUCCCUGCAGAUCUGCGUGCUUGUAUUGAGUCCCCUCAGAUAUACUUCUGUAAUGGUGGAUACCAGAUCUCCGGGGAUGAAAUCAGCCCGUUAGGCCGCGAGGAGAUUGAACGCGUGGCCGAGGAUUUGGUACAGAAUAAUAUUUCGAACGUGGUGAUCUCGGGGAUGUACGCCCCCUUGAACCACCUGCAAGAGUCAACGGCCAGAGAAAUCCUGCUGGAAAGCAUGGUUAAGAAAGGCAGUCUCAAUUUCAAGACCCGGAUCACGCUGUCAAACGAGGUGUCAGGGCUCGGGUUCCUUGCUCGUGAGAAUGCAGCAAUUCUGAAUGCCACGCUACGCCCACUCGCUGAAAAAACCAUUUAUGGGUUCCAGAAAUCGAUGGAAGACAUCUUCCAAGGAAACCCUUACACGCUUUACCUGACUCAAAACGAUGGAAGUGUUCUCGGCGCUUCAGAGGCAGUAGAACUACCUAUUCGCACCUUCAAUUCCGGCCCAACGAAUUCGAUUCGUGGCGGAGAAUUCCUUUGGCGCGCGGCAGCCGAGGCAGACGGACAGCAGCAUGGCGAGCGUACCGAACCUCUCGCGGUUAUUGAUAUCGGUGGCACCACAUCCGAUAGCGGACUCUUGCUUCCAAAUGGACUCCCGCAGAUGAGCUCGAUCAUGAGUAUGGUCGGUGGAGUUCGCACCAACUUUGCUCUUCCUGCAGUUGAAAGCAUUGGGCUGGGUGGGGGCUCGAUCAUCCGGAGCCUAGAGAAUGGAGAUAUGUCCGUUGGUCCGGAGAGUGUCGCUUUGGAUCUUCUCGAGAAGGCGAAGCUUUUUGGUGGCGACUACCUGACAUCAACCGAUAUUGUUGCUGCAUCUGAGAUACAUUCACCGACGGGAAACAACCCUUUCAAAGGAAUGGGGGAUUUCGAGCGCCUUGCAGAUGUCACGCCUGAAGUAGUGAAAAGGGCGCAGAUUGUUAUGCGACGGAAGAUCGAAGAGCUCAUCGACAGAACAAAAAUUCAGAAAGGCGAUGUAGAUGUCUUGAUUGUCGGUGGUGGUGCACCUAUCAUCAGGACAGAUGAACCUCUCUCCGGAGUGCGCAUGGUGCGAACUGUGAAGGGUGGCGAAGUCGCUAACGCUGUUGGCGCUGCUAUCUCGCGAGUGUCGGGUGUUAUUGACACCGUCGUGGAUACUUCGGAUAAGACACUUAAAGAUGCCCAAGAAGCAGUGUCGAAGAUUGCUAUCCAGAAGGCGAUUGGAAAUGGUGCGAGGCCAGAGACGGUUCAAGUUGUUGAAAUCACCAUGCUACCAAUUCAAUACGUCGACGCAAAAGCCCGGAUUCUCAUCAGAGCAGUCGGUCAACUGGAUAUUAUAUCCCAACAACAGGUGCCUCGAAAGGAAUUCACACUGCUGGAUACGACUGGCCACGAAGAGGAAGCGCACGAUGUGAAGAUUGUUCGGCAAGAUCAUGAGAUUCCUUCGGACACCCAGAAGUUGGACAUUCACACGUAUCGCCCUGAAAUUAGAGACAGACAGUGGAUCGUCUCUGCUACAGAUCUGGAGUUCAUCGCUGCAGGGUGCAAAGUUCUUGGCUGCGGAGGUGGCGGUGAUCCCUACCAGGAGUAUCUCAAGGCAAAAGCAAUUGUUCACCGUCAUCCUGGCACGAUCAAGGUUGUUUCACCUGAAUAUCUACCAGAUGACUCCUUGGUCGGAUGGACUGGCUGUAUGGGCAGUCCAGAGGUGAGCAUGGAGAGACUCGAGAACGAUGAAUGCCUCAAGGCGCACGAAGAGCUCAUGCGAAUCAUCAAAAGUCCACCCGUAUCCGGCUUUCUGUCCCUGGAGAUUGGCGGAGGAAAUGGCGUUGUCAACCUAAGUGUAUCGGCACACUUCGGAGUACCCUGUAUCGACGCCGACUUCAUGGGUCGCGCAUAUCCGACAACCUGGCAAACGACGCCAAAUGUCUAUGGUUCUCCAAACGGCGACGCUCUGGUACCAUCGACGAUUGCGAGUGGAGAUGGGUCGUUUGUAACAAUGACCAAAUCUCGCACGGACAGAGGGGUUGACAAGAUUCUGCGAGCUGCUUGCGUGGAAAUGGGAUGUCGUGCAGGGAAGUCCCUAUCGCCGAAGACCGCCAAAGCAGUCAGGGAGCAAGCUGUCACCAAUACUGUCUCGUUGGCGUGGUGGAUUGGGCGAGCGGUGGCCUUGGAGAAAAACAUCACUGAUAAAGCUCAGCGCAUCGUCGAUGAAGUCGGUGGCGUGGAGAGUGCGGCGAUCCUUGGCCAGGGCAAGAUCACCAGUGUCGAACGGGUUCUGAAGACCGGUCAUACCUAUGGUGUUUUGGAAGUCGAUGGAACUCUGAGCGAUGGAACAAAGGCCGUCAUGAAGAUUCCAUUCAAGAAUGAGAAUGCCUUCGUUGAAGCGGUUUCAAAUGGCGAGUCGAAGAUCCUGGCGUCCGUGCCGGAUCUGAUUGCCGUCAUUGAUGCCGAGACCGGGGCGGGGCUUGGAACUCCCGAGUACAAGUAUGGACUAAAGGUUGUCAUUAUCGCUAUCGCAGCUUCGCCUCGGUGGACAGAUACAGAGAGGGGAAUGGAGCUGGGAGGACCGGGCUCAAUGGGAUUUGAAGAGAUCAAGUAUGUUCCGAUCGGAAAGUAUAGUAAACCUCGAAGUGUCAUUGAGGUCUUUGGCUGA